Diaporthe amygdali is the source of this 1215-nucleotide messenger RNA. RefSeq lists its product as uncharacterized. The record is from RefSeq and is a predicted model, not a curated record. Gene Ontology annotation, molecular function: hydrolase activity. The transcript has 2 exons. Lineage: Eukaryota; Fungi; Ascomycota; Sordariomycetes; Diaporthales; Diaporthaceae. The coding region runs from base 1 to 1215 and encodes 404 amino acids.
AUGAAGCUCUUGAAGUUGUCGAUGCUCUUCAUCGGCUGUUUCCGACCCCUCGCAGCCGUGGCUCAAGAAUCUCGUGGUCUGAGCCCGAGGUCAAACUCCAGCGCACCUCCAUACCGAGAGAGCCUCAUUUCCUUCCACAAGUCACUUGUAGACUUCAACUCAACAACUGGCAGUGAGGCUGAUGUCGGCGAGUUCCUCAUCGACUACCUGACAGAGCAGGGCUUUGUAGCAGAGCGCCAAACCCUGCCAUCGUCCAACAACUCGGCGGUGCGCUUCAACGUAGUCGCAUGGCCGGCUUCGCGCAGUUCGAACUCGUCCAAGGUCGUGGUGACAAGCCACAUCGACACCGUGCCACCAUACAUUCCGUACUCGCGGACGGGGCCUGAACCGCCGACCGCCGAAACCGUGAUCGCAGGGCGUGGCACUGUCGACGCGAAGGGGAGCGUGGCGACCCAAGUCACCGCUCUGCUGGAGUUAUUGUCGACGGGUGAGGUUACCGGCGACGACGUAAUGCUGGUAUACGUCGUGGGCGAAGAGAAGACGGGCGACGGCAUGGCCUACUUCUCCAACAUCACAUCGCAGCAGCCAGAUCGGCCAAAAGCUGCCAUAUUCGGCGAGCCUACUGAAGGCCUCCUGGCUUGCGGUCAUAAGGGCAGCCUCGCCUGUACGGUCACAGCACACGGCCGCUCCGGCCACAGCGGAUACCCUUGGCUGUUCAAGAGCGCCACCGAGCUGCUGAUGCGUGCCAUGGUUCAGACCAUAGACACGGACUUGGGAACUAGCGAGAGGUAUGGCAACACAACAACCAAUGUCGGCCUCCUGUCGGGCGGUAUUGCCAUCAAUGUGGUCCCUGACACAGCCACGGCUGGGAUCGUUGUUCGGGUGGGUAUUGGGCCAGAACUGGAGGGCGGUGAGAUUGUGAAAGGAAGGCUGCUUGAUAUCUUGACAAGUAUAGACGCCGAGGCUUUCGAUUUUGUAUGCGACAGUAGGGCCUUUGGAGCGAUUGAAACCAACUGUGACGUCGAUAGCUUUGAAACAACUGUGGUGAACUAUGGUACAGAUAUCCCCGGAUUUAAGGGUAAUCAUACCCGUUACCUUUAUGGGCCAGGAAGCAUUUUGGUUUCACACGGUCCCAACGAAGCAAUUACACUGGGGGAGUUGGAGACUGCGGUCGAAGAUUAUCAGAAACUCAUCCUGCAUGCGGUUCAAAGCUAA